CUGAAUUAGUUUCCCUGACAUUUGCUGUUGAUGCUGGACAUCAUUUUUAUCUUCCUACCUUAUUUUCUUAUUUAAAAAUAAAGAAAUUAAAAUUUGAUUAAUACCCACCUGGGUUAACAAUAUUUAGACGGUCUUAAGCAACAUAAUACAAGACAAGGUAACACUAGUCACUAGACUCACUAUUCAUAUUCAUAUUUUUUAUUAUUAUUUUAUCUAUCUUAGAGUCUACCUGCCUACGACGACAACUAAUUACUACUACUAAUCAACCAUUAUUUCCUCUCAGUUCAGUCUGAAUUCAGACUCGCUUAGUUAGUACUUAGACUUAGUUGUCUGAGUCUGAACAUUCUUACUAGACUCAAGUCAAGUCUCUUAUUUAAUAUUUAUGUACCUUUUUCACAAUACAUAAAGUUUAUGUAUUGCUUGUGACUUAUUCUUCUCACUCAGUGAAGUACUUUAUUACCUCUAGUUUACUUAAUAUUUAGUCUCUGACACUUAGAACUUAGUUUAGAGCAAGACGUCUUAGUCAUAGUUAAUAAUUAAAUCAGUAUACUUCAGUAUAGUAUAUUAAUUUAGUUAUUAAAGUUAGGAUAUCAAUAAUAUCACCAGUCCCUGCUUAGUUACAGUUUUUACAGUUUCAGUUACUGGCUUAGACUUAUUCACUUGACUUAGUGUAGUCUUAGACUUAGAAGUUUGAUUAGAAACUUAUCCUAGGCCUAGGGAAUUUAGACUUGAUCAGGAAUGGCCAAUGGGUAGGGUAUAGUCAAAACUGACUUAGACUCUUGCUCAGUCUUAGAGUUAGUAGUUCUUAUGACCCUAGUCCUAGGUUUGCUCUUAGUUCUUACCAAAUAAGGGUUAGUUCAGUUAGUUUAGAGACUUCCUAUUUUUAAAUCUUUUAUAUUAACUUCGCUUUUGUUCGUGCCUGGCUGGGUGGCGGACUUGCAAAAUCUUUGGACGGCUAAUUGAUCCACUUCCCUUCAACCUUUCGAGCUGAAACUUGGCACAUAGACUUGUUGCCAAUGUCAACACAUUCUAUCAAAUUUUCAUACCCACACUAACACCCAAAAAUCACCCUUUUCAAGGGGAAGAUGAAGGAAAUAAAUUCCAAUUAACUGCGCUAAAAAGAGAAUUUAAAAAAAAAAUGUCGUAAGUGCCUUUGGUGGGUAAUAUUUUCUUUUGUUUUUCUGAAAUAGUUGUUGAAAUAAAUCUGCAGUGUAAAAGAGGGUGGUUUAUUAGAAUAUUAUGGGGCGUGAAAAAAAUGUGCAGUUGUCGGCUGGGAUGUGGAACUAAUUGGCUUGUAUGCAUGUUUUGUCAAAUUUUCAGGCCCAGCCCCCAUUGCUUGAUAUUACAUUGUAUAAAGGAUUUAUUUAAAAAAUCUUUGUUAUUAAUGGUUGUUUAUUUAAAGAUUAAGUAGGCUGUAGCCUAUCUAAAAUCUUCCAUUGCACUUAAUUUUUUUUUUUUUUCAAACCCUCCAAAUGUAAAAUUACAUUUAAAGUGGCACUGUCCAACUUUAUGAUUAUUCCUUAUUAAAAAAACUAAAUAUUACAGUGACUAUCAGAUUUGUAAGUUUUCAUAGGGCCUAUAGUAUAGGCCAGGCCUGCACAACUCAAAAUAUAAGGCGGGCCAUAAUACUUUAUGAAAAACUUGUGCGGGCAGAAAGAAAAUUUGACAGCGGGAAAGGUAUUAAGAAAAUAAUCAUAAAAAGGAAUAUUUCAUGACUUUGUGGGCCGCAAAGUGGGUGCUAGCGUGUCGCAUGCGGCCCUGGCCCUCGGGCCGUAUGUUUUGCAGGCCUGGUAUAGGCUAUACUAGUAUUAUUUUAUGUUAAAGCCAUGUCAAAUUAUUGAGGUACUAACAAAUGCAAAUAAUUAGGUCCAUGAUUGGCGCUGUAAAUUAAUGGAGUGAUACUACUAAUUUCCAUAUCUCACCACUAUGUAAUUGGUGUAAGAAAAUUUUUUGUAUAAUUAAGGAAAAAAAAUCAAUAUUGCAUAUUCUUUUUGUUGUCACCAGAAUUAAUUUCCACUUCAAGGGAUCGGAUGUCUAAUGAAAAGAAAAGAACAUUAAUUUUAAUGGAAAAGAAAAACUGAGUUUGUGAAGAAGACAAAAGGUUAGCAAAACAAGGGUCCUUAAAAAUAAUCUAUGAUCUGUACUUUCCUCUAUAGGUAAAAAUGAUAGUAUUUCAAUGUCCAUGCAAUUUUAAAUAUGAUAACGAAUCUCAUCAUUUGUAGUUAAACAAUAUUUUCUUGGUUUUGGAAAAAAUGAAGUUUGCAUGUUACAAAAAUUAUUAAAACUAUAAAAAUCAGUGACAUUAAACAAAAUUAAAAUGAUUGAACCUCAAAUAUGUUUCUAAUUUGAAAUAAGUAUGAAGAUAACAAUUUCACAUGUUAAGAUUUGAUUCAUAUGCAAGCCUAUCCUUUAAGCAAAAAAAGGAAAAUUAUUUUACCAUCUAAAUUUUAAUUUUUUUUGUACCUACUUAUCAUAAUAUGUGUUUACCUAAAACAGUGAACUAAGACAGCCCAAUCUGUAUAAAAGCUCUCAAUAAUAUGCCCUAAAUUCAAUUCAUUUGCCAAAAGCUUAUGUCUGUUGAAAUAUAAACAUUUUAAAUUCUAAGGACAACUUUUGUCUAUAUCAACACCUAGACAAAUCUGUAAAAUACCAAUGUUCUAGAUGUGAAUAUCAAUACAAAUAAUUUAAACAGUUUACAUGAAAUUAAGAAAUGGGAAGAAAAUUGAAAUGCAUCCUUAAAUAUUCUUCUACCUAGCUGAAUGAGUUUGCAAUAUUACAAAGCCUUCCAAUUUUACAGGUCACCAUGAGCUCCUAUGGCAGCUCCUCUAAUGACUCAGAUGUUUUAAAUGAAAGCAACUUGCCAGUAGCUCUGCAGUCUCAAAAUCUUAUUAACCCAGCCUACGUCUCAACAAUCCCUCCUUCCAAUGGUCCAAUAAAAAAUGUUGUUGGAAGUAGUUACACAAACGGUACGUCAUUUACUCAUACAAACUUUAAAUUUGUUUGAAAUUCUGCAACAAUUUAAUCAUACAAAAUGAUUUAUUUGCUUUUUUACUUGUCUAAUUUUGUUAACCUGAUUGCAGUCUCUCCUCUUCAUUAAUUUUUUUAUUUGAAUGGUUUGUUAUUACUAGGUUCAGUUCAAGCAGCUGAACCGUAUGUUGGUAUUGUGGAGCAGCCUCAACAAAGGGGAUUCCGCUUUCGCUAUGAAUGUGAGGGGCCAAGUCAUGGAGGCCUACAGGGGACGAAGAGUGAGAGGAGUCGAAAAUCUUAUCCAUCUAUCAAAGUAAGUAUUUAGAUGAGAGUGUCGGGGUCUGUCUUUAUAUAAAAUAUGUGUUUAUGUGCUUGCCUCUACACACAUUAUAAUGAGUAUUUGUGUCAGACUUGAUGAUCACAAUUACAACUUCCUAAUCUAGGAAAAUUCCUUUUGUAAAAAAUGUUUGACCCGAAUUGUAUCUUUGUCAAUGGUUGCUCAAUUUUUUUAAAACUUUAGAUUGAGAAUUAUACAGGAGCAGCUCGGGUUGUUGUAAGUUUGGUCACAGAUGAAAAGACACCUCGCUCUCAUGCACACAAACUAGUGGGCACUAACUGCAAGAAUGGACUCUGUACUGUUGAACUGAAAUCCAAUCUUGAUGUUAUUAGGUAGGCAUGAUUGAAAAUUUUAUCUGUUGAGUUUUUUUUUCAAUUAAUAUUUGAUUUAUAACAUUUAUUUCUCUGUAUCUGAGUCUGAGUGAUUUACAUAUAGUUGGUUUCAAUUUUAUAAAAUCCUCAAUAGGAUUCACUAAAAAAAUGCAUCUUUUUGGGGGCCAUUUCCAGUUACCUUUCAAAUGGUCUCAUAACAUUACUAUAAAAUCAUCUUGCAGUAAAAAGUUCAAUUACAAACAAUUAAAAUAAUUAGGUCAGUUCUCAAUUUUAAUUGCAAGUCUUGUUAUAGGUCAUAGGAGAAGGCGAAGAUCCAAAAUUAGCUUUUGAUUUUAAUUUUUUUUUUUCCUUUUGAAUUUCCAGCUUCCCAAACCUUUGUAUCUUGCAUGUGACCAGAAGAAAACUUGUGGAUGUUCUCACAGAAAGAAACACAGAUUCAAUAAAGCUGAAUAAGAAAUUGAAAGCAAACAACAUGAACUUUGAACCACCUAUUACAGGUUUGUUACUAGAAAUGGCAGAUAUGGAACAACACAUUUUUUUCUUCUAGAUUUGGAAGCUAUGAAACAACAUGGGUUUGUCACUAGAAAUGGCAGCCAUGGAACUACAUUUUUUUUGUUUUUUGUUGUUGUUUAUCUUGAGAAUACUCACAGGAGCUACUUAAAUUUAACAUUAUUCAUGGAAGUGGGAAAGUUAAAAGAAAUAGUCUAAAUAAAAUUGUUUGAAAGAAGAAAAGAUAGACAAUGGAAUGGCAACAGAUAGACAAUGGAAUGGCUCCAGUGGAUGAUUAUAUUUAACAACUGUGUUCUGCAGAUUCCCUGGGAAAUUAAAUAAAUUUACAAGAAAAUUGAACACUUUUUUUUUCCGUUUUAUCAGAAGAAGAUACGAAGACAGCAAGAAUGCAGGCAGAGGAACAGUCCAAAACUAUGCAGCUGAAUGUCGUGCGACUGUGUUUCCAAGUUUUCCUCCGCAACCCCGACGGAUCUUUCAGUAAAAUGUUAACCCCUGUGGUGUCCCAAGCCAUCUAUGACAGCAGUAGGUUUUUAGCUUCAAGUGUUUUACCCUUUUUGCAUUGAAAUUUUAUGUAUACUCUUUAAUUUUAUCGUACCUAAAACUCUGUUCAACAUUUCAUGUGCAGUAAAACAAAAAAUGUUUGGGAAAACAAUUGCAUCUUUAAUAAAUCUAGUUUCUUUCAAAAUAAUUUAUUUGACAGUUUACUAUUACUAAUAAAAUAUUUAUUAAUGCCUGCUAAGGGUUAUAACCUGGAAUAAGUGAAGUCCUUACUGCAUUUGUUUAUUUUAUUAGAGUUUUAUUGACAUUUAUUAUGAUUUACUGUGAAAACAGAGUCUCCUGGGGCGUCGGCGCUAAAGAUAUGUCGCAUGGAUAAAUAUGGUGGCUGUUGUUCAGGCAAUGAAGAGGUUUUUUUACUGUGUGAGAAAGUGCAGAAAGGUGAUUAACUUUUUUUGUUUACAAAAUUAGAUGGAAUUUUACAAAAUGCUAGCGGCAAAUUUUUUGAAGUUGUAUUAAGGAAUUUUUUACUAUAAUAGUGUUAGUAGUCUGCUGGAGGAACAAGAAAUAAGAACUAACCAGUACAAGAACCAGUAUUAGUUGAACUUGUGGGACUGGAGGUGGUCAUUUCUCAGAUUCAAGAUCGGCUCUUAAGAUCUUGAAUAAGGAAGCAUGUAAUGCCCACUGGAUUGACGCCAUCAUGGAUGACAUGGAUUAGAUUGAAAGAAAUCUGAGGUGAGGUGAGGGUGCAAUGGGUUCCAAAUGACGUAAGCAUGAAGGGCAACAAAAGAGCGGACACACUGGUAAAAACCAGAGGUGUCCAGUCACAGCCAGAAACACCAGUAAUUUGUCUUGGAGUGAAGAACUGGCUGGCAGAUCACUUUAGAACAAAGUGGUAUGGACUGUGGGCAGACAGCACAAAGGCCAGAGUUGUGUACGCCAAUAUGCCACAACCUAUCGGAACGACCCCUUGGUGGAAACUGGGUCGCAGAACCUGAUUCUGGUGACCCUAAUGGGGACGGAACAUUGCCUUUCUAACUCUACUUAAACAAGCUAGACAAAAACAGGGGCUCGACCUGCCGGCAUUGCAAUCUGAUCCGAGAAACAGUAGCGCACCUGCUGACUUUGUGUCCCGAGCUUGACUUUGGGGAUGCCCGGGCGGCGGGAGAGUCUGUCCUUCAGAAGAUUUUAUGUCUCACUGCCCAACAGAUGGAGCUGGUUUCAACUGCACUGGGGCUUUUAAGAGCUUAAGCUCAAAACACCUCCAGAAGAUUAGUUAGUUAUUUGAAAACCUCUGCUUUUUUAAAAUUCUUUCCAUGGCUUCUGUGUUGUGAGAUGGUAACCUGUGGCUCUGGUAUUUUAGGGGAGUAAUUUGUAUCUUUGGUGUUAAAAGGUUGUUUGCAUCUGUUACAAACCUUUAUAUUGUUUUGUAAAUUUAAUCUUUUUAAUUUGUAAGAUUUGGCUCGUUAAAUGAACUAUACAUAACAAAGAACUGAAAAACCAGUAUUUAAAGAAAAAUGAUACCAAAGCUAGUAUACUAAGAAUAAUCAGUGUUAUUAUACUAUUAUAUUUAUAUAAAAAUACACAGAUUCAAAUACACAGAAAAUAAAAACUUUAUCAACUUACAGCGCAGUAAGUGAAAAGGUACAGUCCUUGAAAUAUACACAUAUUAAUUAACACACAAACAUAAAGAGUACACUCUUGUAAGUAUAUUAUGUUUUGUCUCAGAUGACAUUCAAGUGAGAUUUGUGGAACAGAAUCCUGAUGGCAGUGUCAAGUGGGAGGCUUAUGGAAACUUUGGUCCUCUUGAUGUACAUAGGCAGGUGAGUGUCAGGGGCUACAUAGGCAAGUGGAUAUGGAUGGGGGAGUGAGUAGAUAGAUGGGCUGCUUAGGCAAGUGGAUGUCACAGAUAGGGGGAGUGAUUAGACUGGUAGGUAAAACAGACAUGGAUUACAUGACAAUGUAAUGAGCUACAUAGAGAGAUGAUUGACAGCAAUAAAUUAAUUACAGAUGUCUUGCAUAGACAGCGGUAAUUUAGACAGGGGUAAUUUAGACAGGGGUUAUUAAGAUAGGUUGGUUACCAAGAAAUUAGGAUCUACCAGACAGCUGGCUAACAUGUAGUUUAAUGGAAAGCUCUAUGAACUCUAUUUAAAAAAACAUUUUUUUUCCUUCAGUAUGCCAUAGUUUUUAAAACACCAGCCUACUGGAACACAAACAUAGACAAGGCUGUCAAUGUUCUCAUCAUGCUACAACGGAAAUCAGACCAGGAAGUCAGUGAACCAAAGGCUUUUACCUACUUCCCACAAAACCGAGGUACAAUUAGAGUCAGCUUUGAAAUCACUGGGUCUUGAUUUCUGAGCUUUCUAAAACAUUCAAAACAUCUCUGAAGAUUUAUAUUUUUCUGUUGGACAUUGUGUUUUAGAGAUUAUAGAAAAAAUAUUAUUUCAAACUCAGAAGGAGGAGAGUUGGAUUGUGAAAAUGCUAAAAUAAAUAUUAAAAUGAAUAUGUAAUGCUUUCUUUUCUGUCUGAAAAUUAAUUUUCUUUAUUAUGUAGUGGCCUUAUGCUUUAUUUUAAAAAAUUUCUAACUCAUGUAUGGAGUUACAUUACUUUUCAUUUUAUCCUGUUAUUACUGUGAUAUCAUUGAGUUCUGUCUUCCCAAUAAGGCAUUAAACGGCAAACUUUGGCUGAGACGGCUGUUGCAUUUGUUUGUCUCUAGUAAAUCUUCAACAUUUCACUUUAGCUCUGUGUCCAUUCAACUAACUUCAAAAACAUUGCUGUCGUUGCAUUUAUAAAAAUAUACUUUGUUUCUCCUGACAGACAAAGACAACAUUGCCAGCAAGAAAAGAAAGCGUAUUCCCUUGGACGGCUACGACACCAGCGGUGAUGGAGGAAUGGGGGGUGGGGACAUGGGCGGCGACGGAGGCCUGGGGAUGGGUCAUUCGGGUGCCAAUGGAGGCGUCAGCAUGGGUCACCAAGGGGGUAACGGCGGUGUGGGCAUGAAUCAUAUGGCAGGUGGCAGCAGCAAUGGACACAACUUCAUGACUCUCCUACAUAAUGGUGAGUCGACCAUAGCGUCAUUUACACAUUUCUCAAAUUUCUAAUUUAAAUACUCUUAGAAGAUGACUGACUACUCCAAUGCACAAGAUGAUUAUUAGGUUUAAUUUUGUCCCUCUAACAUUUGUCUCUCUAAUAACGUCCAACUAAUGUUUGAUAGGAUUCUCGGCAUAAAAGUUACAAAAACAGUUGCUCAAUUUUUGUUAUGUUGACCAUGUUUACAAUAGUUGGUUUUCAUGCCCAAAGGCCCAAUGCUGCUAUUAAAAUGAUAGUUUUUAAAAACAGAGAUUUUAUUUAAUUUGAUGAAAAACUGAUUGUAUUGAAAGAUCUUUAAAUAAACCAGGUCAGCUCGAGGGCACAGAGUUCAUUCAGCUCCCAACCAUGGUGGAGGAAGGUAAGACACAUUUGAUAACUACACUCAUGUAACUAUCCUUUCUUUGGCUCUAUUUACUCAUUAAGUUAAUAUAAACUGAAAACGAAAAGAUUAUUUUAUUGACUAUUUAAGAUUUCCUUAAAUAGCAUUUAUCCAUCAUCAUUGUGAGUUAUUGUUGCAUACUAGAAAAGUUCAUUAAGAAAUGUUGAGGGAAGAAAGUUUGUCUUUAGUCAAAUUUAAAGGUUAGAUAAUUUGUCACAGUAAAAAUUGCUUCGAUUAUUAUAAGGCCUACAACAAAUUUUUCUUUUUGGAAAAAUGGCUGGAUAUGAAAAAUUUAUGUUUGAUUGAUUGGAUGAAUAACUUAGGAUGUUUACUGGAAUUUUUCUUGGACUGGGUGUAUUUGCAUUUUAUUCUCUAUAUGAAUACAGUGGCAAAUUGUGGGAAGGACAGCUUGGUGAUUUGCACAUUUUUGUUGAAAAACAUGUAUUGACAUACACAAAAUAAAAAAUUUAAAACAUAGGUUUUUGGUUGUGAUCCACAGGCUGAGAAUCAGUGACCUAGGCAUUUCCCACUAUAUAUUGGUUAUUGGUUGCUCUGUCAUUGUAAAAGCUUAUCUCAUGAAACAUCACAUUCCUAUUAUUGUACAAGGUGAUCUCAUGAAACAUCACAUUCCUAUUAUUGUACAAGGUGAUCUCAUGAAACAUCACAUUCCUAUUAUUGUACAAGGUGAUCUCAUGAACAAUCACAUUCCUAUUAUUGUACAAGGUGAUCUCAUGAAACAUCACAUUCCUAUUAUUGUACAAGGUGAUCUCAUGAAACAUCACAUUCCUAUUAUUGUACAAGGUGAUCUCAUGAAACAUCACAUUCCUAUUAUUGUACAAGGUGAUCUCAUGAAACAUCACAUUCCUAUUAUUGUACAAGGUGAUCUAAUGAACAAUCACAUUCCUAUUAUUGUACAAGGUGAUCUAAUGAACAAUCACAUUCCUAUUAUUGUACAAGGUGAUCUCAUGAACAAUCACAUUCCUAUUAUUGUACAAGGUGAUCUAAUGAACAAUCACAUUCCUAUUAUUGUACAAGGUGAUCCAAUGAACAAUCACAUUCCUAUUAUUGUACAAGGUGAUCUAAUGAACAAUCACAUUCCUAUUAUUGUACAAGGUGAUCCAAUGAACAAUCACAUUCCUAUUAUUGUACAAGGUGAUCUAAUGAACAAUCACAUUCCUAUUAUUGUACAAGGUGAUCCAAUGAACAAUCACAUUCCUAUUAUUGUACAAGGUGAUCCAAUGAACCAUCACUUUCCUAUCAAUACUUUCCCAGCUGUCAGGGAGGAGUUUGAGCUGAGCCAUCGUGUACUGGACAGUCAGCGUUUACAGGCAGCACUGGAUCAGCGAAGAGACAACUCUAGUCCCAUGUCCAGCAAUACUGACCCCUGGCUACUUACAGAUGACCUUGACAUUGAGGUGGAUGCAGCCAUUAUGCCUACCUCACCUAAAUUUGAGGCCAGCCAUGACAGUGGAAACAAAAAUAAUGUAGGUCUUACUAGGUCACAUAUUAAUCUGUCAUUUCUGUGUUAUGUCCCACUAGGUCACAUAUUACUCUGUCAUUUCUAUUUGUUAUGUCUUACUAGGUAACAUUAAUCUGUCAUUUCUCUGUGUCACACAUUUAAAAAACUUUAUUUUAUUAUAAACUUUAAGGAAAAAUGAGAUUCUUUAUCAGACAGACUUAAUUUCUAGUGGCUGAGAAAAUAAAUUAAAUUAUGCAGACAGAAAGCAAUAAAUGUCUUCAAAACUAUUAAUGAGAUAUCUUUGAUUUGGAUAGCAAUUAAAAAUGUAUUGCCUGUCUCUUUAUUUUGUCUCCCUGGAAUUUGAUUUGUAUUAAAUUCUAAUAAAAAAUUAAAUCUUAAUAAUGAUAAUAAGCUGACAUAUCGGAAUUCAGUCCAAACAUGUCUGUUUCUGAAACCUGUAUAUUGGCACUCGGUAGGUUAAAGACACUGGCAUAGGAAAGCAGGUGCAUAGGGGGCGAUCUUCUCGGCCAAAUGCAGAAGGUUUUUUUGGUGGGAAGGAGGCAGCAAAAUGCUUGGCCCGCCCCGGGUGGCACUAACCAUAACUGCGGGUGGCACUAACCAUAACUACGGGUGGAACUAACCAUAACUACGGGUUGAACUAACCAUAACUCGACACUGGUAAACAAGGCAAAUUCUGUCUCGUUGAUCGUAACCGUAUAGGCAUCAGAUGAAUGUGUACACUUUCUUCUAAUCAGUUAUUCGUACAUUUUUAAGAGGCUAGCUGCUAUGUUAGGUAUGUCAUUUCAUUUUCAAAUUUCAACCUGUGCACGCCUAAGUUAGUAACUAAUUCUGUCAUAUUUUGUUAGAUGCCGUCAUUACAGCAGAGUUUGAAUAAAUCCCAGCGUCCACCUCAUCCAUCGCCAACCAAAACCUUCUUUUCCAAAUACACAGCCAAAGAUAUUAGAAUGCCAGGAAACCAGCAAGACAAAACGAAAGAGGUUUCACUGGAUUGGUUAGACUCGGGUGUAGACCCAGGCACCGGAAAAUCAUUUGUGUCGAUGGAUGAUAAAAAAUCCCUAGAGGAGAAACGGGUGACCUUGGUUCUGAAGGACACCACGAAAACUCAAGGAGACUUCUCGUUGUUGGACCAAGAGGGUAAGGAUGGACUUAAAACAAGUAAGAUGUCGUCACUGUCAGAUGACCACUCGGAAUCUGACGCCAAAGUGGACAUACGUUCCGAAGGGGUACGGAGCGAUGAGGGGUUUUCCGAGUCGUCAGAAGAAAUGGUGGUCAAAAGUUUGCAGAAAUCCCAGGUCAAGAGAAACCCUGAAACACCACUGCAAAUUAAUCAAAUAACAGGUAAACAUAUUUUGAUUGACAUUUACACUUUUCUUUUCAAAUAACACAAGGUUUUUUUUACAGUUCCUCUCCUCUUUAGACAUACUUAUUGAAACAUUUUUUAUGACAGUUCAGCCUGGUUUAUUCACAUAAUUUCAUCAUUUCAUAACAGAGCUCUCCCCUUCCCACUGCACACAACUUACAGAAACUGUGAGGAAAGUGACGAGUCGCGUGGCAGAAAGAACUGUGGCAGCCCUAACAGAUUUCUCUGAGACAGGAGACAUAAGGCAUCUGCUGUUGGUGCAGCGCCACCUGUUGGCAGUUAGCAACAAAAAUGGUGACCUGUGAGUUACACUGAAAGAAAUAAGAAAAUCAUAGUGUACUCAGUACAUAGACCUCCAAUGGCUAAAUAUCCUAGUGUUCUCAGUACAUAGACCUCCAAUGGCUAAAUUUCCUAGUGUACUCAGUACAUAGACCUCCAAUGGCUAAAUAUCCUAGUGUUCUCAGUACAUAGACCUCCAAUGGCUAAAUAUCCUAGUGUUCUCAGUACAUAGACCUCCAAUGGCUAAAUAUCCUAGUGUUCUCAGUACAUAGACCUCCAAUGGCUAAAUAUCCUAGUGUUCUCAGUACAUAGACCUCCAAUGGCUAAAUAUCCUAGUGUUCUCAGUACAUAGACCUCCAAUGGCUAAAUAUCCUAGUGUUCUCAGUACAUAGACCUCCAAUGGCUAAAUAUCAAAGUGCUCUCAGUGCAUAGACCUCCAAUGGUUAAGUACAAAUUUCAGUGAGAAAAUGCCAGUUAGGCUGUGCCAAUAUAAGCACAUUAAAAAACUAUAAUAUUGAGUUUAUUUAACAUGUUGAAUAAGAGGAAAUAAAAAUGUGCUUAGUGAUAGACAGAAAAAAGUCAAGUUGAAGAAAAUAUCAUUUUGAUGUCCUAAAAUUUUUAAUUAGUAACACUUGAAGUAGUUACGCAUCGCUAACCUCGAAUUCACUCAUUAGUUUCUACUAUCAGACAUAAUGAUGAAGGGGAAUCUAUAAUUAACUGAGUUUGUAUGGGUCAUAAAUUCCUACACUCAACCUUGCUAUAGUUUUAUUCACUUAUGUAACCCUAUAGUCCACUCCACCUGGCUGUCAUCAACUCCCAACCUGGGGCCUUGAAGAGUCUUUUGGAUGUGAUGUGUACCCUUCCAGAGUCUAAACGUCUUGUCAACUCAUUCAACUUGUUGAGACAGGUAAGAGAUCAAACAGCGUAAACCUAACGUAAACUAAAUUUUAAUACUAACUCUAACAACAAAUAUGAAAAACAAUUAUUUUUGAAGUCCUACCGUUAUUAUUUAUCUUUACCAGGAGAAUGAUCUGAUUUUUGUCCCUCGAACAUUUGCAAGUACCACCGAUUUCUAGUUGUCUUGGUUCAUGUAAUCUAACAACUUGUGGUGCAUAAUAUCAAAUAUCAUUCAAUAAACUCUUUUGAUAUUUUUUGUAUUUCAAAUAUUAAUUAGAUAAAAUUCAUAGUUUCAAAUAGUCAAAAUGAUUGAUGAAAUUGAGUUUCCUGCCAAAGCUCAACUUCCUUGAAUAUAAGAAAUUUAAAAAUGUAUGGUAAAAGAGAUGAAACAAUCCUCAUUUCAAGUACAAUGUAAGAGAGUAUUAGUGGUUGCUUGCCAGAUUUAUUUCCCCAUGUGAAUUCCUGCUGAAACACAAAAAUUGAGUUUAUUAAUGAAUUAAAAAAAUAAUAAUUUUAAUCUAAAUUUUGAUUUUAAGGAUAUACCACAGUUAUUGUGCAUGUGUAAUUAUUACAUAAAUAGAUUAAUUUUAGAUUCAAGUCAAUUGACAAGAUUUUUAUCUGAGUAUUUUUAUAAAAAUCCACAACACAUUUCAUGUGUAAGGGAAAUUACUUCAAACAUGAAGUGUCCACAAAAGGGGAGAUAAAUGUUAAGCAUUCUUUUUUUCUUCCUUUUUUUAAAGGAGGCAGCUUAUUUAAAAAUCUAAAUUAAAAAGUUAACCUUAAUACUGACGUGACUUAGCCAGUUUAAUAAAACCUUGACCCGUUCGUACACAGACACCCCUUCACCUAGCCACAGUCAUGCACCAGUACCAGAUGGUGGAGAUGCUACUUCAUGCAGGAGCCGACCCGACCAUCGCCGACCGCAACGGCAACACGGCUGCUCACCUGGCCGUCAUAAACAAAUCUGAGACCUGUCUGAAAAUUCUGGUUAAAUACUUGAGGCCUGGGCAAAGCAAGACUGCACCUUUCCCAGAACUGAAUUACUUGAACUAUGAUGGUAUGUUAGGAAAGCGUAAUCACUUGAACUAUGAUGGUAUGUUAGGAACGCAUAAUUACUUGAACUAUGAUGGUAUAUUAGGAACGCAUAAUCACUUGAACUAUGAUGGUAUGUUAGGAACGCAUAAUUACUUGAACUGUGAUUGGUACGUUAGGAACGCAUAAUUACUUGAACUAUGAUGGUAUGUUAGGAACGCAUAAUUACUUGAACUAUGAUGGUAUGUUAGGAACGCAUAAUUACUUGAACUAUGAUGGUAUGUUAGGAACGCAUAAUUACUUGAACUAUGAUGGUAUGUUAGGAAUCCAAAACAUUUGUGCCCAGUAUAUCAGCAUAGUUCAAGUAUUUAUGAGCACAAAUGAUUUAUUUUUCUCUUAAUUAUAUAAUUACUCCUGCCCUGGCGAUAAAAUACUUCAUUAACGACCUAAAUAAGUGUGUAGUACAGUAUUUUAUUAAACAAGGAAAUUGAAUUAACAGGUUAAAAUUUUACACUGUUCCCUACACUUUAGAUACAACAUUUCACAAAUUUAAAAAAAAAUUUAUAUUAGCAAUGUUUUUUUAAUGAGAAAUAAGAUUGAUUGAUUGAUUUGAUAUUUAUAUAGCGCUGGUAUCCAUGCAACUUUAGCAUGCGCUCUGGUCCUCCGAAAAAUUUUUAACAAAAAAGUUUUAAAUUGUCUCUUAAAUAAUUUUUUAUCCUUUACAAUUACCCUCAUUGAUUGAGGCAAACUGAUAAUAUUAUCACAUAAAAAUAAAUUUAUUUGAGCGUUUGACAGCUGUUAUGAGAUAACUCUUGACUUAAAUAGCUUUAAUUCUAAGAAAAAAGGAUCCUGACCAUUUAGCUAUUAUUUAUUUACCAGGAUACUCACCGGUCCACUUGGCUGCUCAGGCAGGAAGUGUAGACAUGUUGAAAAUGUUGGUGUUUGGCCGGGCGCAAGUUGACCUUCCCGACGGCAAGAGUGGGAAGACCGGUCUGCAUCAUGCGGUCGACAGUGAUGAUCUUCCUGUGGCUGGAUACCUGUUGCUAGAGGUCAGGGUCAUUGAUAAGUCUGUGCAAGUACUGUACUUGUUCUAAUAUUACUCUAAUAGAAUAUAAUCUUUGUGAUCAGAUCCAUGUGAUCUUUGUUGUCAGAUCAUAUGAUCUUUGUGGUCAGAUCCACACGCGUUGUUAACUCACUUGCUAUGUAAUGUGUGAACACAAAGUUGUCUCUUCAGUCUUGUCAUGUUAAUAUGGAAAUGCAAUAUUAAACUGGGAGACACGUAAGAAAUGUUCCUCUCAACAGACUUGGACUAUGUGGUGUUUUAUAAAAUAUUUACAGUACAAUAUCUUUCUCAGUGUUGAUCUACUCUAUAGAUCUUGUAUAGAAAAAGAUAUCAUCUGUAGGAAGCAUCAUAACAAAUUAGAGUUAGGUCCCUUCGAUACAUAGAAAUCUUUUGUUUCCUGUAUUCUUCUCCGGUCAAAGGUGGGGGAGAUUACAGAUGGUAAACUUAAAAAGGGAUGCUUGCUGUGGUCCCCCUCACCCCUUAUAAAGGGGAUGCUUGCUAUGAGGCUGUGCCCCCCCUUCCCCAGAUUGUUGUGGUAACCAACGUCCCUACCAGGUUGGCGCAACUGAUCCAUGGCCUGAUGUCUUUCCUUAUAUUCAAUCACAUUUUCUUCAGUAGGCUGGAAACUAAGGACUUCACUACUACAUCCACACUAUGAUUAGGUAUUUUCCUUACAUGGCAUGUAACAUCACUGUAACAUCACUGUACAUAUUAGAUGCUCAUAUUAUUGAUCACUUUCUUUCUGCUUGCAAAUCCAUGGGGCUUGUCUGUAACUUUGUAGCAUAAUUUUUGUUGUUGUCUACCCUCUCUCAGUUGAUCCUGGUUGAUCAUGUCUUCUUCUGUCGGUGGACGGCAGGAGACGGGUGGGUAGGGGAGCUCAGAUAAGAGCUAUAGGUUUUUGGAGGUGUUGGGCUCGGAAGGAGUUAGGAACAGGUCAUACAGCAAUUAGACUACGGACAACGGACAGCUUGCCACCAGGGUUAUAGAACUCCGCAGCCUUUAAAAUCUACUUUUUUCUGCUCAUAAAUACAUCAAGUUUGUAGUUUCAAACAUUGUUGUCACUUGUGACUCUCUCCCCAAUGGUUGAUGGCACCUGGCUAGUGCUGACCUGUAGGAUCGCAUUUAAAACACUGACAAAGAUUGAGAGCUUCAGUUACAAGGGGGUGGGGUGGGGCGGGGAGUGAUUGGGAAAAAAGAAAAGAUAAUUUUUACAAAAAAAACAACCCCAUCACCUUAACUUCUAAUAAUCAUGGGCAAGUGACCAGACGUGUAAAACACAGUAGUCAUUAAAUUCUACUUUUUAGUUUGAUGCCUAGGUAACGAGUUAUGUCACUAUAAUUUUUUGUUAGCAUUCUUUGUUUUAACAAAAAUAUCUUCUUUUGUCGAUAAUUUAGAGGUUGAUAUUUUCAUACUAAAGAGUGGAAAAUUUAAAAAAAAAUUAUUUACUUUUUAAAAAAGUUUUUCCUUUAAAGAAGAGGUUAUGAGCACAAAAAAGUAGAAAAUAAUCUUGCAUUUCUUAAAAUCCAUUACAAAAAGAAAUUCUGCUGAAAAUAUUUUAAAGAAUUAAUAAAAAUAAAACAUUUAUUUAAGUUUUGUCUGCAUUCAAUUCGACUCCUUUGGCUACAUUGAGUGCUUUUCUUUAAUUCUUUCUUUGCGUAAUGAAUUUUAAGAAGUUUUAAAUUAUUUUCUAAAUUUUACAAAAUAUAUUUUUAUUUUAAGUUUUCAGUGUACAACUAUAGUGAAGACUUUGUCUCAUUUUUUUUAAUUGAGUAGAUAGAUCAUUGUACAUAGAUCAUUGUAGAUAGAUCAUUGUAGUUAGAUCAUUGUACAUAGAUCAUUGUAGAUAGAUCAUUGUAGAUAGAUCACUGUAGAGAGAUCAUUGUAGAUAGAUCAUUAUAGAUAGAUCCUUGUAGUUAGAUCAUUGUAGAUAGAUCAUUGUAGAGAGAUCACUGUAGAGAGAUCAUAAUAGAUAGAUCAUUGUAAAUAGAUAAUUUUAGAGAGAUUAUAGUAAAUAGAUCAUUGUAGAUGAAAAAUGUACCAAAUGACUUGUUGACAUCAUUGAUGAAGCCUGGCGUCCAGAUGGCUUGCUCUGUAGUUGACAACAUUCUGAAAUUUUAUUGAUCUAUUUAUUUGACCCAGGCCCACACAGAUGUCAAUGCCCGUUGUUUUGACGGAAACACAGCACUUCACAUAGCAUGCGCCCGUCAGCUCGUGGGAAUGGUGGCUCUGUUGAUGACUGCCGGGGCUGACAUGGAGUGUGAGAAUGAAGAAAUACCUGACCCAGAUGUGAGAGGAGAGGAGGGGUCUGUGAUUGACAGGAGGGGUCUGAAACCUGCAGACUAUGCUGAUGACAAUGAACAGGUGAGGAAAUAACAAGAACUAGGUGUGGCGGAUGGGGGUGAAGUGAAAAAAUUCAUGGGGAUGGGCUAAGGGAAAUAAUUCAUGGGGAAGGGCUAAGGGAAAUAAUUAAUGGGGUUGGGUUAAGGGAAAUAAUUAAUGGGGUUGGGUUAAGGGAAAUAAUUCAUGGGAAGGGGGAUUUGGGAAUUGAAAUUGUCCUACUCUAUAAAUAUUGAGAUGAAGAUUAAGGCAUAAAAAAAAUUGUAUAUAAUUUUGAGAUCAGAUUUAUAUAUUAUCUUAAAAUUAUUUUUGUAAAAUAACACACUGUCUUAUACAGAUAUUGCGCAUUCUAAAUGGAGAGAGUCCAACAGAUGACAAUACAGAGGAUGCGUAUAACAGUAUAACAUCCCAUUUAUCAUCCAUGUCACUGAGUGGAACACCUGGAUUGUAUCCAAGUGUAUCAGGGAACAUGGAUAGUGGAUUAGCCAUUUCUGUCACUCCUGGUAAGUUGUAAGUUGAUAUCUGGAAAAAUCCUCAAUAAAUUUUUUGAUGUCCGUUUUAUUUUUUUGUCAAUGGGCUAAAUGGUCUAUAAUUUAAACAUCACUGUCAAAGAGUGUGAGAGCAGGGGGAGGGUGAGAUAAUAAUUUCAUAUGUUGGAGAGGAGAUGGGUGUAAAUAGAGGACCAAGUUAAAAAUGAGUAUAUGCCUAACUAAAACUGCCUGGGAUCAAAGUGAGGGUCGUCCAGUGGUGUCUGAACGCAAAUCUAUAGGACCACUAUAAAUGAUUGUGACCUAGUGCAAUCUGGGAAAAUGUAAAAUCAAUUCAUAGCUUAAAAAGAGGUCUUUUGGCCAGAUUUGGUGUCUCUGGGCCAUAGUUACUUGACUUCUGAUCUACACUACACUCUUCCAAAGAAAAUAAUAUCUGGUGAACUUUCCAGAGGGGAAUGCUGGUGGGCAGAAAAAACUCUUUAAAGGUAGUCUUAAAGUGUCCCUCAGAUCAAUGGAAAUGAACCUGAAUUCCUAAGAAAUGCUUGCUAUGGAUUGCACAAGCUGGCUCACCUAUGAGCUCAUUGUUCAGUGAGUAUACCCACCACCACUCCCUAAGAAAGUAGGCACCUACCACGCCCAAAGAAAGCGCACAGGAAAGAAAAGCAAAACUGCCUCUAGAGACCGACCAAAAGUGAUUUUCUUAUUUAGACCCAAAUGGAAACCAGACCGAAAAUUAAAACUUACACGCAGCUUUAACCGUAGCUGAAAUCAAAAGCUUUACCAGACUUUCGGGCAAAACAAAAAGCUUAACGAGACUUUUGGGUGCUAUGGAAAGAUUUAGAUAUUUCGAAACUCAUUCAUAGAUAUGUUCUGGGUACAUGGAAAAAUUAUUGGGAAAGUAUCGUUAUUUAUAUUCUUUUUAUCAAAAAUAAGAUUAUUGUGGAUUUUAAUAGAUAAAAUUCAAAAACGAAUUCGCUGGCUUGAACCAUUUGAAUUAAAAGUAAUUUAAAGUUGUUAAAAAUGUUUAAAGUAGUAUGGUAAGAAAAUUUUGACUUGGGGUGUGGGCGAAAUUCAUGCAAAAUAAACCCUUAAGUGCCCAUUGCUUUUAUAAUAUAAUUACAAGCUACCUAGACGUAUUUGGUAUUGAUCGAAAGCUUAGCCUAUGCAUUUUUUAUUGGUAUGGCCCACUCAAAUGUCCAGACUUAAGCCUUGAAGGAAUGUUUGUUCCACUAAACCAUACAUUUUCGUACAAACACGCUUUCUUAUUGGUCGAAAUUAAUUUUUAAAAUUUUAUCUGAAAUUAUUAUUUAUCGACUAUGCAUCGACCUCCCAAUAAAGUACAAAAUGGACUCAGAAUAGUACUUUAUCUUCUCAAAAUCAUACAACACUGUAUUGUAAUAGUAAAUAAAUAAACAUAAAGUAUAAUGUAAACAAAAACUAUUCAAAACUAUUCGCGUCACAUGUCUAAUAAAGGUCAAUUCUCAAAGUAGAUGAAUAGCGUUUAUAUAUUUAUGUACAGAUCAUUAUUGCAAAUAUAAAUGUGCCCAUCAUGUGCCACUUUGUUUGGUGGGAGAGCAAACAAUUGAGGACCUUGCCAAAGUCCCCUGAUCAAAAGUGUGUUAAUGCCAAAAAUUAAAACAAUAGCUAUUUGAAUGAAGAAAUAAGUUCAUUUGUGAUACAUCCGUCAUAAAUGUGGCAGGCCGCGGGUCACCCACCCCUGCAUUAAGCCUGGGAGCCCGAUUUUAUUUUCCGUUAACAUAGUGUGGUCUAAAACUACAGCAAGCUGUAUUGGGAGAAGGGAAGAGAAGUGGUGGAACAAAACUGGGGUAUUAAAAUUGUACAGCUGCUUAGUGACUUCUAAAAAUAGAUUUCAAAUGCCGGUUAUGGUAAGGGUUAGGGUUAGAUAAGAAUAAACAGGUCUGCAGUAGGCCUACUACAUAAUUAUUAUAGGAAACAGUGAUACACGCUCGCAUAUGUUGUAUUUCAUCAAUAAAAAUGUUCAUCAACAUGAUAAUGAUGAAUUUCAAUCAAUGAAUGAAUUGAAUUUGCCUAAGGUUCCCUGAUUUUUAUUAACUAGAAAUGUUACCGUUCCAUAGGAUUUUUUUUCCACCAUAUUAUUCAUCUUUGCCUAUGACAUCAUUUAUAAGCAUGAUAGUGCCAAAUCAAAAUGAAUGGCACUAAUGAAUGAAUUGAAUAAACCUAAGGUUCCCAAAUUUUAUUUUUGAAAAAAGGAAAACAAAAAUAAUAAUUUUAAUAUUAAUAAUCCCGUAUUUUUUUUUGCCACAAACUUUGCCACCCUUGCCCAAGCCUUUUUGAAAUUUUAUUUUUGGAAAUAUUGGACAAGUUGGUCAUAAUGCAGCUGUGAGCAGUGUUCGCAGAAGUUUAGUCAUAUAUCAUAUGAUGACAGCAAGACAUCGAGCAAGAAUGAAUAUCAGAUUGCCUGCUGUCAGACAGACUGACAGUUUGACUUCUGGUAGUCGUCCAAGAGCAUCAAUCACUUUUGGCUAAAACCAAAAAUAAACUGAAAGAUAAUUUUUUUGUUUCGUCCUAAACCGAAAAUAAACCUGAAGGUUGACUUUUCUGUUUUGCUUGAAACCGAAACUAGGCCGUAAGGGAUCAAUUGGCAACUUUCUGCACUGAAGCCAAAAUUCUGUCGGCCUCUCAUUGCCUCCAGGACCCCACAGAAGAGCAAUGUUUCCAGGCACAAAUAGGACUGGCAAGCCACCUGGCCACUCACCAUGGAUUACAGCCUUGGUCAUCUUCACAUGUAAAGGGCCAACAACACUGAUGUACUCGCUCUUGUGCCCUUCAACAAAAGCUUAUGGGUUCUAAAAAAACCACAACGCAUUCAUGGUUUAUUUGUUUGUCUCCUAGUGGUUGUGUCCCUUGUUAUGAUCAAUGUUUUCUUCCACAUUCCAGGUAUGGUAAACAUGAGUCAGAAAAUACGUAUGAACCUCUCUCAGCUGUUAGACCCGGAGCUUGUGGACAGAGAUGUUGUGGCUCUAGCUCAGCAGCUGGGACUCUCCAACUUAACCAAGACCUUGGUGGAGAUGAGAGUCAGCAAGGGCAGCCCGACAACUUUCCUGAUGGAAUAUUUUGAGGUAUAGGAUAUAAUAUAUAGGAUAGGAUAUAAUAUAUAUGAUAGGAUAUAAUAUAUAGGAUAUAAUAUAUAGGAUAUGAUAUAAUAUUUAUGAUAGGAUAUAAUAUAUAGGAUAUAAUAUAUAGGAUAGGAUAUAAUAUAUAGGAUAGGUAAUAUAUAGGAUAGGAUAUAAUAUAUAGGAAAGGAUAAAAUAUAUAGGAUAGGAUAUAAUAUAUAUAAAAAAUUGAAGACGGAUAAUAUGUGGAUACUUGGAUCAUAGAUCAUUUAGAAAUACUGUAUCAAUAUCACAUUGCUUGAACCUGUACCAGCAACUGUCGCUGUUGGAUCAUAGAUCUUCUAGCAAUACUGUAUCAAUAUCAUAUUGCUUGAACCUGUACCAGCAACUGUCGCUGAAAGCAAUCAUAUUGUUACGUUAUCGUCACAGCCAAUCAGAUUGUUACAUUAUCAUCACAACCAAUCAGAUUGUUAGAUUAUCCUCACAGCCAAUCAGAUUGUUACAUUAUCAUCACAGCCAAUCAGAUUGUUACAUUAUCAUCACAACCAAUCAGAUUGUUACAUUAUCAUCACAGCCAAUCAGAUUGUUAGAUUAUCAUCACAGCCAAUCAGAUUGUUACAUUAUCAUCACUGCCAAUCAGAUUGUUACAUUAUCAUCACAGCCAAUCAGAUUGUUACAUUAUCAUCACAACCAAUCAGAUUGUUACAUUAUCAUCACAACCAAUCAGAUUGUUACAUUAUCAUCACAGCCAAUCAGAUUGUUACAUUAUCAUCACAACCAAUCAGAUUGUUACAUUAUCAUCACAGCCCAUCAGAUUGUUACAUUAUCAUCACUACCAAUCAGAUUGUUACAUUAUCAUCACAGCCAAUCAGAUUGUUACAUUAUCAUCACAGCCAAUCAGAUUGUUACAUUAUCAUCACAGCCAAUCAGAUUGUUACAUUAUCAUCACAGCCAAUCAGAUUUUUACAUUAUCAUCACAGCCAAUCAGAUUGUUACAUUAUCAUUACAGCCAAUCAGAUUGUUACAUUAUCAUCAUAGCCAUUCAGAUUGUUACAGUGAUUUCUGUGCAAGUUGUUCAGUGCACCAAACUAUUCUAAGACUAAGAUUAUAUCAGGCGUAGUAAUCUAAAAUAAUCUUUUUCAUCAAACAAAACACAUCCUGUUGAUAUAGGAGGAUACAUCUUGCCAAACUCAGUCAAAUUGAGACCAUUAAUGUAUUUGGCUAUGCGUCGAUUCUGUCUAACCUCAUACAUUUCUUAUCUGAAUCCUCAGACGGUUGAUGGCGACUUGACCAAACUGAGAGAAAGUCUCCUGGCGAUUGGCAGAGACGAUGGAGCUGUCCUCAUUCCACAUGUUGAUAAAUGAUUACUGAUUGGAUGACGUUGGGAGGGUGUGGGGUGGCAACUAAUGCUUUUAUUUCAACUAUUUUUGUUUGUGUUUCUAUUGUAACCCCAAGAGAUCAAAUACCAUUUAUUCAUGUCACAUGAUCGGGGUCUGUGGUGUGGAUCAGUGGGCUCGGUCGGUGGUCUGGAUCAGUGGGCUCGGUCGGUGGUCUGAUUAAGAAGUCCAAACUUUACGUUUUUCAAUUUAGAUUUAGGUGAAGUCAUUAAAUAAUUGUUAGGCACAUAUAUCCUAUUAAUGUAAAAAUCACAUUCAUAGUUUUUGCACUCCCUGUAAACCAGUAUGAGACGACCCCUUACUUUUGGGGUGGACCCUUAAAUUGGAAACAGCUGAUCUUAAGGACCGUUGAUGUAUGCUUUCAUGCUGAUAAAGUCUUUGUAAAUAAAAGUUUAGGUAACUGUACAGAAUAAAACUGUUUUGUGUUGAGUUAUGAUGUUGGGGAUAAACAUCUGCUCUGUUCGUGUUAUCAUGUCUGAGAUGUACCCACAGAUAGUUGGAGAUAAACAUCUGCUCUGUUGGUGUUAUCAUGUCUGAGAUGUACCCACAGAUAGUUGGAGAUAAACAUCUGCUCUGUUUGUGUUAUCAUGUCUGAGAUGUACCCACAGAUAGUUGGAGAUAAACAUCUGCUCUGUUUGUGUUAUCAUGUCUGAGAUGUAUCCACAGAUAGUUGGAGAUAAACAUCUGCUCUGCUGGUGUUAUCAUGUCUGAGAUGUAUCCACAGAUAGUUGGAGAUAAACAUCUGCUCUGCUGGUGUUAUCAUGUCUGAGAUGUAUCCACAGAUAGUUGGAGAUAAACAUCUGCUCUGUUGGUGUUAUCAUGUCUGAGAUGUAUCCACGGAUAGUUGGUGUUAUCAUGUCUGAGAUGUAUCCACGGAUAGUUGGAGAUAAACAUCACUUUUAAUGUGUACUUUUGUUUCAAUGUAAUUUCAUGUUUUUGUUUACCUUUUGAAAUGUACACUACAGCUGAAAUGUACACUACAGCUGAAAUGUACACUACAGCAGCAAUGUACACUACAGCUGAAAUGUACACUACAGCUGAAAUGUACACUACAGCUGAAAUGUACACUACAGCUAAAACAAUUUACUCUACAAUUGAAAUAUACCCUGUCCUGAUACCUUCUGUUCCACAAGAUGGAGACCAGCACAAUUUAUUCCAAUGAAUGCCUUGUAUAUGUGUGACAGAAAUCUUCAUCAUAUUGCAUAGGAUUGUGGGGAACUGUAGACCAUUACAGAAUCCGUGAUCCAUAAUCUUUGUAUGGCAAAAUUUCAGGCAUUGUAAACAAUUUUAAGUUUUCUUCCCUUAAAACCUCGGACAAAGUAUCCCUAGUUGUCCAAACUCUCAUAUAGAUAUUAUAUACAGAUAAAAUUAACAGUGUUGAUAUGGCUCACACAGUGUUGAUAUGGCUCACACAAGUUGUUGUAAUUAAUUAAACAUAAGCAUCUGUAAAUGUUUUCUUUUAUGCUGUUUCCUUCUCGCUCUCUAUCUUUUUAAUUAUAUUUUUUGUGUUUACCUGUGUCAUGAUUACCUGUGUGAUGAUUACCUGUGUCAUGAUUACCUGUGUGAUGAUUACCUGUGUGAUGAGAAUAAAUAGGAGGUCAUGAAAUAAAGUCUAUUCAUCAAGUUUAUGAACUUUAUGUAAGUGAAAGUAGUUGAACACCACCACUGUAGCCAACACGUACAACAAUUAUACCUUACCCAAAAUCCUACCAUUUAAACAUCACCAAGUUAUUCCAUUUUAAUAACAAUUUUUUUGUACACUUGAGAUUGUCACAUUUUGUAUGUUCACUCGAGAUUGUCACAUUUUGUAUGUUCACUCGAUAUUGUCAAAUUUUGUAUGUUCACUUGAAAAUUCAAAAUGUCACAUUUUGGAUGUUAACCUGAGAUUGUCACAUUUUGUAUGUUCACCUGAGAUUGUCACAUUUUGUAUGUUGACUUGAGAUUGUCACAUUUUGUAUGUUGACUUGAAAAUAUCACAUUUUAUGUUAACUUGAGAUUAUCAAAUUUUGUAUGUUGCGUGCAUCAAAUAUAAAAUAAUUGUGGAAAUAGAGCUGUCACUUUUGUAUUGUCACAACUCAUGGGCCAUUAGAUCACUUGUGAGCAGGGCUGGCAGCGCAACUCAUGGGCCAUUAGAUCACUUGUGAGCAGGGCUGGCAGCGCAACUCAUGAUGGGCCAUUAGAUCACUUGUGAGCAGGGCUGGCAGCGCAACUCAUGGGCUAUUAGAUCACUUGUGAGCAGGGCUGGCUGCGCAACUCAUGAUGGGCCAUUAGAUCACUUGUGAGCAGAGCUGGCUGCGCAACUCAUGGACCCUUAGAUCACUUGUGAGCAGGGCUGUUGACAUUUUCCAUUUGAUUGAAAAUUAACUUGAUCUUUCAAUGAACGUAUCUAUCCAUUGAGUGAGAGAACAAUCAUUGACAUCAAGUAUUGUUGGUCCCAGUCUUAAAACUGAUCAUUUUGGAUAAUAUGUCAUCUUAUCCGACAGUUAGCAACAUUCACGCAAGGAACUCACGUUGAUGUCAUGUCCUUGUUGAGAUGUCAUGUCCUUGUUGAGAUGUCAUAUCCUUGUUGAGAUGUUGAUAUAAGAUGAUAAAAAAUUGUUAAAUGGAGUGAAAUAGUUUAUUUUGAUCGCACCUAUACGUCAGCAAAACGUGAUGCUUGACAUCAACUGAAGGUCAAGGGCAGGGAUCUAACGCAGGGUCGGUAACCACUAAUGGGUGAAAGCCAAUGUUUUAAAAAAAAUCGAUUAAGAAAAUAUUUGGGUAGCCGUAGGCAGUGACGGAUUGUUUAAUGUCUUUAUGGAGUACUACCGUCCAAAGAAAACGAACCCCAUGUCUAAACAUUCAUUCGUAGGAUGCAUGCAUCUGGGGCUCAUCGAAUGGCAACAGUUUAGUCUAGUACUUUCAAGAUUAACUUGAAUAAAGUGUUCUCUGUGGUUUAAGCAGAUGGGGUGGGGAAAAAGGGGAAGGGGGUUCAAAGGUUAACAACCCUAGCUAAAAGUAGUUUAAAGAGUACACUUUUACCGGAAUACUUUUUUUUCUAAUGGGC
Molecule: messenger RNA, 24584 nt
Organism: Lymnaea stagnalis (great pond snail)
Lineage: Eukaryota; Metazoa; Mollusca; Gastropoda; Lymnaeidae
Source: the annotation of a GenBank genome assembly